GGAGACAGUAUGUACCUCCUAGGAGGUAAUGAAUGGAAGCUUUUCCUUGCCCGCACUGCAACUCCUGCAAUGGCCUCUGCUGCUGCUGCUGCUGCUGCUGCUGCUGCUUAUCUUUGCCCUCGUUGGCGCUCCGACAGAAUGACCGACGUGACGUUGAUUCGCUCUACCUCCUACUACUGUCUUCCUAUCAACCCGGUGCCACUCCUUCCGUACCUACUUACCUACAGUACCUUAUGUACCUACAGUGAGGUAGUAAGGUAGUACCGGGCCAGUGGCAGUGGCAGUGGCAGAGAGGAGACUACCACCUUACCACCUUACCACCUCCACCCUACCAGGUCCCUCCCAAUCCCCUCGACAUCUACCCGACCUCACCGGACCGGUCCUGUCCUGUCCUGUCCUGUCUGGACUCUGGAGUCUCGCGUGCACGGUGGUUUCCGCGCACAUGCCACUUACAUGUACUCCCGGUCGAAUAUGACACACUCCCACUGCUAGUUGAUGCUGCUGGUCCACUGCUGGCCCACCGCUACUCAAAACCCACUCCAUCGCCCGACUCGACAAGCUUGUUCCUUCUCACUAUUCUCACUACGACUGUCAACACUGAACUCUUCCACCUCCCACUGACCACCGACCACCCACCAUUUCCCCUCCUCUCCAUCUCGCUGUCGGCUCAUAUCGCGCUUGUAUUGGACCAUGUCUGCUGGCGUGACUGAGUAUGGCGCCGUCCGCAGCAAUGGGGGCUAUCGCGGGGAGAAGCCAUUGAGCGACGAGGCAAGCGGGAGCAGCAUGGCAAAGGAUGCUGAGAAGAUUGACCCCGAGAACCAACUGGGCGCCGUCGUGACCCUCGCGGAAGGCGAAGACAAGUUCAAACGACUCAGCUGGCAACGACUCACCAUCUGUCUGAUUGUGGAAGCCAUCGCCCUCGGCUCCCUCUCUGUCCCUUCAGCUUUCGCCACUCUGGGUAUGGUUCCGGGUGUCAUCAUGUGUGUUGGUCUCGGUCUCAUCGCCAUCUACACCUCCUAUGUCGUCGGACAGGUCAAGCUGAAGUACCCUCACGUCAACGAUUAUGCCGAAGCUGUCCGGUUGAUCUGGGGACGCUUCGGCUACUGGCUGACCGCUGUCAUGUUUGUGCUCUUCCUGGUGCUGCUGGUCGGCUCGCACGCCCUGACGGGUACCAUUGCAUUCAUCCGCAUUGUCAACGAACCCACCAUUUGCGCACUGGUCUGGUCCAUUAUUUCCGCCAUUAUCCUGUUCGUCGUGGCCUUGCCUCCCACCUUCCAUGAUGUCGCCAUUCUCGGCUACAUUGACUUUGUCUCCAUCAUUGCUGCCAUCCUCAUCACCAUCAUCGCCACUGGUGUCGAAGCACACCAGGCUCCCGGAGGCCUCUCCGCCGUGGACUGGCAGCUCUGGCCAGAAGAGGGUACCACCUUCUAUGCUGCCUUCCUGUCCACUACCAACAUUAUUUUCGCAUACUCCUUUGCCGUCUGCCAAUUCAGUUUCAUGUCGGAGAUGCACACUCCCAAGGACUUCGUCAAAUCCAUCUGGGCUCUGGGACUGAUUGAAAUCUUCAUCUACACCCUGACUGGCGCUCUCAUCUACGCAUUCGUCGGCUCGGCGGUCAAGUCUCCCGCUCUGCUCUCGGCCGGAUUCACCGUCUCCCGCGUCGCAUUCGGCAUCGCGCUCCCCGUCAUCUUCAUUUCCGGAAGUAUCAACGGCACCGUCGUGGGCCGAUACAUUAUGGACCUGGCGUUCAAGAACCAGCUCGACAUCAAGUACAUGAGAAACAAGAAGGCGUGGUGGAUCUGGAUUGCUCUCAUCGCCGUCAUUACCAUUAUUGGCUGGAUCAUUGCCGAGGCCAUUCCCUUCUUCAACGCCUUGCUCGGUCUCAUCUCCUCGCUCUUCAUCUCCGGCUUCACCUUUUACUUUCCCGCUCUGUUCUGGUUCCAGCUCAUCAAAGAGGGCAAAUGGCAUCGGGGCUGGAAGAACAUUACUCUCAGCAUCAUCAAUGCGCUGGUCCUUGUCAUUGGAGGCAUCGUGCUUGUUGCAGGAACAUAUGCCAGUGUGCAAGACAUUAUCAACCAGUACAAUUCUGGUAAUGUGAGAGGAAGUUUCACAUGUGACUCUUCAUCGUACUCGUAGACCACUUGAGGUUCGGCUCGAGAGAAUCCGACGGAACAGAAAGAAAAAAAAAAAGGCAUGGCGAUGGCGCUGUGAUGGUCGGGUGCUCAUUGGGAAAAGAGGCAUUUCACGUUCUUGGACAUAGUUGAGAGGAAGAAAAAGUUGCACUGUACAUAACGAAAUGACUAUGAAUGAUACAUCAACACUGAUGCGCAUCAGCAUGCUCCCGUACAUGCAGCCUGUAUGACUUGCUACAGGCCACAGAGGUAGGAUACCCUUGAUACAUGUCUUUGCCUCUUCUCCAGCAUCUGCCAUAGAGCCAUAGAGGAAGGAAGCACAAUAGGUACUUAGCUAUAUAGCAACAAUAAUCACACUG
Sphaerulina musiva SO2202 is the source of this 2491-nucleotide messenger RNA. Its product is annotated as N amino acid transport system protein. The record is from RefSeq and is a predicted model, not a curated record. Gene Ontology annotation, biological process: amino acid transmembrane transport. The coding region runs from base 691 to 2136 and encodes 481 amino acids. Gene Ontology annotation, molecular function: amino acid transmembrane transporter activity. NCBI's taxonomy places the organism in Eukaryota, Fungi, Ascomycota, Dothideomycetes, Mycosphaerellales, Mycosphaerellaceae. The transcript has a single exon. Gene Ontology annotation, cellular component: vacuolar membrane.